This is a messenger RNA of Hypoxylon fragiforme, 1719 nucleotides long. RefSeq lists its product as uncharacterized. Lineage: Eukaryota; Fungi; Ascomycota; Sordariomycetes; Xylariales; Hypoxylaceae. The record is from RefSeq and is a predicted model, not a curated record. The coding region runs from base 531 to 1088 and encodes 185 amino acids. The transcript has a single exon.
AGUGUUCUUACGUGCCGAGCGCAAAUCUACAUGUACCUGGGUACCCAGGCUAUCAAUAAAUACCCCUGAUUGGCCAGUCAGAAAAAUGGCAAUGCUGAUUGGUUCCCAACUACCCCUAUUCAUGGGUCAACAAUCGUAACAUCGUGGCAGUGUUAGCAGAACUUCAGGGGAUGGAUCUGUAAGAUCCACGGUAAUAGCCUUCCGUUAGAUCUAGAUGCAAAACGCCUUCAAUCCUCUUUAAUAGACCCGUUCCCAUGGUAGUCUACCUUUUCUAGAUCUCUUAGCUCUUCUAGCUCUUCUAGUCUUUUCUUACUUUGAUCGAUCACUAACUAUUCUUUUGUUCUAUGUUGAUAUAUUUAAAAUAAACAGUGGCUCCCCUAGCCGACUCGCGGUCUCUCUUUUCUUGACGUACCACGUUAUCCGUCAUCCGUCUCUCGUUUUCAGUAAUAGGUCCCUAUACACAGUACCCAGCAUUAUAUUACCAGAUACAUCUUCAGAAACGUGUUCUGACAUACAAUUGAAACUCCACCAUGAGGAUCUCUACAAUAUUCGGGUUCGGUUUGCUUGCACCAGUCGCGCUCGGCUUGGGCGAGUUUGCUGCAUCGCCACCCGUCUAUAUCCUAGAAACCACCCAAAGCGCCACAACCACUCUCAGCAAAGCGCUGGAUACUCUAGGGUACCGUCAUCUGAGCCAUGCAUCCAACCUGGGCAACCAAACGGCGUUGUAUAAGACAUAUGUGCAGAUAUCCUCACAUGCCCAGCUGGCAGAAAUCAUCAGAUCCCAACCAGAGGCCAAGUUCAUCUUGCCCCGACGGACACCUACGCUCAAGGGGAGAGCAUCUUGGUUGUGGAGACAGGAUGAUGAAGACGGCCAGCACUCGCAAUUACAAUCUGAAGAGGACUAUAUUCAGUCUACUCGCACACUCUUUUCGGGAGAGGAACGCUCACAAGGGCUGCUCGAGUUAGAGGUGCUCGGCCAGCGAACGGCUGCCCAGGCAGAAAACUGGGUGCUUUUGUGCGAUUUCUUGGGCAUGGGUUACAGUGUGGUCGAGAGGCUGAAUCUGUGGCAUUUUCCGCAAUACUCGUGAAGGACUUGGUCUACAGCGUGUAUAGGCGUCUUGGGUCUAGAAUCUAAUCCAGAGCAAUCGAGGCGCCGGCGUGCUAAGAUAGACCCUAUGUAGGUAGAUAUAGAUAUAGAUGGAUGAUUUUAUCGUGGACUGAUAUGUUUAAUAUUGCUUGCUAUUAGCAUUAAUAUCGCAUUACAGCUUUAACCAGCAUAAUCACUACCUCUUUUUCUUCUUCUUUAUACCUGCCUUAAACUUUUUUUUAUAAAAAGUUAUGCUAAAUAUAGAUUAUUUUAUAGAUUAUUUUUUUUUGCAAAUUAUUUGUCUCGCGCGAGGUUGUUGCGGCGGAGCUCGCUACUAGGCAUCCGUAUUUGUUGCAUGGGAUCUUGGAGGUCGCGGCGCUGCAUUGUCGGUGUCGGUCGUCUGGUGUGCAGGGGCAAGGGGAUGAAGGGUUAGGGAUGGGAAUGGGGAUGGGGGUAGCGGUGCGCGAACGCAUCGCCGCGGAGCACCAGGGGAAAGCGAUACCGCUGUUCCGGGAGCCACCACCACAGCCACGGAGACGGAAGCGGCAGCGGCAGCGCUCCCGCUGUUCGCGUGCUCGUGUCUCUUCGUGCCGUACCAUUUUGCCGCCGCGAAGGAUGCGCUGUCGCUGCUC